AACGACCAUGGCAGUAUCCGCAGCGUCUCCGCACCCGAUCGCGUCCGAGCACCGCACACCUCAACCCGGGUCGACCGCGGCACGGAGCCGGCAAGCGCACGGCGACACGCAGCUGAGCCCGGAUGAAUGAGCAGCAGGCAAACAUGAGGGUCAUCUUCAUCCAAAACGCCGGUUUCGUCGCAGCUUUCUCGCCUUGUCGAUGUGAGUCAGUGAUGUUGGCAGCGUUCAGGAACACAGAAGAUGCGAGCGAGCCCCAAAUGACACACGGACAGACCUUACUAGUCGAAUGAGGAGUAGCCCAUGUGAUAUAUUUAUUAUUAGAGGCGCAAUAUAGACUAUAUAACUUGUUUAAGUCGAAUGGUCGGCUGACUUAAUAUUAUAAUACGUUAUUAUUACACAAUUAAUAUCCAUUUUUUUCCAAAUGAAAGAAACGUCAUUUUUGUAGACUUUUAUGUUAAGUAGAUGGUUAGGACGUUAAUAUGAUAAGUUUUUAAGACAAUCUGGAAAUGUUUGCUUCCACGUGGACGAAUAUGACAAGUAGCAUGUUCGUUAUUCCUUGUAAUUUAUUUAUUUAUAACUAUUAUUAAGCCUACAAGUAUUACAGCAUAUUAGUUUGUUAUUGCUAGCAUAGCGGGUGACUUCAAACAACACGCGCGUUAGACGAGUGAGAUGGAAAGAGCGUACUUGGCGCCCCGCCGCGGUGCGAGCCGCUCCGAGCCCCCCAGAGGUCAAACCUGUGGGAGCGAACUCCGUGCCCCACCGCUACCCGCCGGACGCUCACCCGAAGAGAUCACUGCGGGCGGCGACAGUGACAGGAGGAGCCCCGGCGUGAAAAAACACCACCACAAGCACAACCUGAAGCACCGCUACGAGCUGCUGGAGACGCUGGGGAGAGGCACGUACGGCAAAGUCAGGAAGGCCAUUGAACGCCACUCCGGCAGAGAGGUGGCGAUCAAGUCUAUUCGGAAGGAGAAGAUCAAGGACGAGCAGGACAUGGUUCACAUCCGCCGCGAGAUUGAGAUCAUGUCGUCACUGCGCCACCCGCACAUCAUCUCUAUAUACGAAGUGUUUGAGAACAAAGACAAGAUCGUGAUCGUCAUGGAGUACGCCAGCAAGGGCGAGCUGUACGACUACAUCAGCGAACGGCGGCGCCUGAGCGAGCGGGAGACGCGACACUUCUUUCGGCAGAUUGUCUCCGCUGUGCACCAUUGCCAUAAGAAUGGAGUGGUGCACCGGGAUCUGAAACUGGAAAAUGUGCUACUGGAUGAAAACUGUAAUAUUAAGAUUGCUGACUUCGGCCUGUCCAAUCUCUACCACAAAGACAAGCUGCUGCAAACGUUUUGCGGGAGCCCGCUCUACGCUUCGCCAGAGAUUGUCAACGGGAGGCCAUACCGCGGGCCGGAGGUGGACAGCUGGGCACUGGGGGUGCUGCUGUAUACCCUGGUGUACGGAACCAUGCCGUUUGACGGGGGCGACCAUAAAAACCUCAUUCGCCAGAUUAGCAACGGCGAAUACAAGGAGCCCACGCAAUCCUCAGAUGCACGGGGAUUGAUCCGCUGGAUGCUAAUGGUGAAUCCCGAGCGCCGAGCCACCGUGGAGGACAUCGCCAAUCACUGGUGGGUGAACUGGGGCUGGAAGUACAGCGUGUGCGACUGCGACGCCCAGCGGGACCGCGGCGGCUCGCCCAUGCUGGCCCGCUUCAUCGACUGGCAGAGCCGCACCGAGCCACGCGGUCCCGCCGCCAAGCCGGCCGCCUUGCCGCCGCCGCUACUGCGCCAGAGGCCCAAAAAGUCCAAGAAGGAAAACGUGGAGGAAAGCAGACAGGCGGACGGCGGCGGCGAAGACAAACCGGGCCUGAAGAGACCCAAAGGCAUCCUGAAGACCAGGGCGGCAGGGGAGCAGCGGUCGGCCGGCGCGGAGGAGGGCCAGGCGGCCCGACCUGAGCAGGCGGAAGGCGGCAGUGAGGCUUCGAGUCCCGAUCGAGAAGAAGAAGAGACGCCUUUUGGGGGAGGCUCGCCGGCAAAGAUGGUGCCAAGCCUGCCCAAAAAAGGCAUCUUGAAGAACAACCAACAGCGGGAAUCAGGGUACUACUCCUCCCCCGAGCGCAGCGAGUCUACAGAGCUCCUGGGAGGAGCGAGCAUGACUCUGCUCGCAACCUCGCCACCCAAGAGAGCCAUGGGAAGAAAGGGCAUCUUGAAACGCAACGGCAAGUACUCCACCUACAGCGGCCCACCCUCAGCAGCCGCCCUGGCGGCCGGGGGAGCUCUCGGCGAGCCCCCCUCCGCCGCCGACUCGGGCCUGUCGCGCAGUCAGAGUCGGCCGUCCAGCAUGGUGGGCGAGGACGGCGGUUCCAACAAGUCGGCAGAGUGGCACCCUUCCACGCCGCACCUGCGCCCCAACAUCAGAGCGUGCGUGUCGGCCGAGAACCUGCUGCACCUGGCCAACUUUGCCAGCUUUCAGCCGUCGCCCGCCGCGCUCCAGGGCCCCAAAUUCGGCCGCAGCCCCAGAAGUAAAGGCUCCCCGCGGGACAAUGGCAGCUUCUCCUUGCUGGGGGACCUGGAGGACAUGACUCAGGUGUACCAGCAAGCCCUGGACAUCAGCAGCAACCUCACCUAACACAUGGGACGGGAAGCACAACUCUGUGUGUGUGUGUGUGUGUGUGGGUGUGUGUGUGUGUGUGUAUGUUUAUCAGGCAUGAACGACCGGUGUGUUACUGGGAUACAGAUUUGUGAAGUUUUCCAAACAGGGCUGAAAUCUUGAUGGAUUUGUUAGACAAACACACACCCACACAUUCAUAGGUGUACUUCGGAAGCGUAUUGGUGCCCCCCCCCAAAAAAAAAAUAUAAAGAAAGCUCUGUAUCAUGUAAUUAUGGGAAAAGGUUUACGUGAAAAUUGGAUAACGACCAAAUCUUUUCACCUUAUCACGGGAACCUUCCAUCCAUCCAUCCAUCCAUCAUCUACCGCUUAUCCGGGGCCGGGUCGCGGGGGCAACAGCUUUAGCAGGGAAGCCCAGACUUCCCUCUCCCUAGCUACUUCUUCCAGCUCUCCCCGGGGGAUCCCGAGUCGUUCCCAGUCAAGCUGGGUGACAUAGUCUCUCCAGCGUGUCCUGGGUCUUCCUCGGGGUCUCCUCCCGGUGGGACAUGACCGGAACACCUCACCGGGGAGGCGCUCAGGAGGCAUCCGAAUCAGAUGCCCAAGCCACCUCAUCUGGCUCCUCUCGAUGUGGAGGAGAAGCGGCUCGACUCUGAGCCCCUCCCGGAUGACUUAACUUAUCGUUUUAUUUAAAAACACGUGAGCCGCUGAGAACACGGGUGGUCCAACUCCAAUUUGGUCUUUUUUUUUUAAGCUGGAGAGUGAUUCCAAAGUUGUAUUCCCGUUGCCACGAUGGCUCCGCCCAUUUCGAAAUACUUCUUCGAAUCCGGAUUCUUGUCACAAUCUCAUCCACUGUGCUCAACAACUGUACAAAAUUAGCGGCAGGUAGAAUUGGAACGGAAUCAUGGAAAUGAGACAUCCUUGCUCCAAAUAACGUGAUACGUUGACGCCAUGGCGUGAAAAAGAUAACGGUAUCCCGACUAUUUUUGUUUGUGUUGCAGCAAUACGCUCCCGUUGGGUACACACUCGAGUGUACUUCAGGGCUUUUAUGAUCAGAAUCUGACACACACAAACACACACAGACACAAACGCCACCCAAGUGUGUUUCUUGGCCUCUGCUCGACUGUCCACUUUGCCACCUCACUGCGUUUCCACGUUUACACACUCAGCAAGAAGCGCAGAACCUUCCCCCAGAAAAAAAUAAAUAAAAAUAAUCUGGUCGUCCGUUUACAAAAGCACCUUAAAGAACUCACACAGAGCACACCGGCUUUUGUGAUCUCGACUUCCUUUUUUUGUUAUCGGCAUUUUUGGAAGACGGGAUUUAAAAAUAAAAAUAAAAAGCAAACCAGGGUCUUAUUCCAAAAAAAAAGUUGCUGAUUUAUUUAUUAAUAUUUGUGUCGCUUUUUUGUUGGUUGUUGUUGUUGUUGUUGUUGUUUUUGUGCAAAACUUGACGGGCGUUUGCUGUUACUGGAAUCCAACCUCUUGAUAUGUGGAUCUGACGUGUAGAAUUGUUUUAUUAAUGAUGAAACUGACACUAAUAACUACGUCCGUGCGUUGUAUGUCGCGAAGAAUCGCUGGGUUGUGUUCUAGGGGUGGGAAGCAGUGUGAAACGUCCCAUUAACAACAGAACUCAGAAAGGGGAAUCGAAUGUCAUUAAGGAUCCAGCCGCAACGAUACCGUGUCAAUGUUGUAUCCGUCCGCCAUCCCUGUUGCGUACGACGGUUGGUUAGUGGGCAAUAUAUCGCAAGUGCCUUUUUUUUUUCCUUACCGCGGAACACAAAAAACUGUUUGUCAUUUCCUGCAACGGCAAGCCAAAUUGCGUUUGUAUGUUUAUGCUGGUAUGGAGACACUCACCUAUAGUGUCUAGCUUGACCCAGUAGGGUUUGGUUUAAGUGGCUGCCCCCUAUAGGCCUGGAAGUGCAUACACCACUUCGGGUUCAUUUAUGUUGUUUUGCCCUGUUUCUUUGCUUAUUUAAGGUCAUAAUGUGUUUUUUAUGGACCCGCCCCCCCUCCCCAAGACUUAAGACUAUUAUCAGAAUGGUUCACAUUUCGACCCAAAGCGCCAUCGAUACGGCUAAACCAAGGGUGUGCCUAUCCACACUUUUUUUUCGGAACAUUUUUUGGUAGGUUUACUGUAGGGGUGGGAGGGGGCAGUUCCCCGCCCCCUAAACUAAAUGAACGCGUGAUUUGAUUGAACCUACUGCUGACUAAGCCAAAUGUUGGGUCCCGCCAGACACAGGUCUAGGUGCGGCCCGCCAGCUACGUGCGCUGCGUCGAGCGAGCACAAUUUACCGGGUAUUGUCUUGAGAGAAAGUUGAAUUGCAGGAAGAGAGGAAAGUGAAAAGAAGAGCUUGGUGGGAUGUGUUUUUUUCUGUUGAGGGACAUGUGAGGUAGGUUGAAAUAGAUUAGCGAAAGUCAGAAGGUAGAUGGAAUGUUCUCCGACCAAAGAUAUGAGAGCAAGCUUUGACAUAAUUUCCUGGGGGGGUAGCGAGGACCCUCCGGGAAUCCCCCAUGGCCGCUGCAGGAGCAUGAAAUCAUGUCUGCAUUGACAUUAGCGCACGUUUUUGUUUUUUUUUUUGUGUGUUACCCACCCACACCCUGACCUCACCUUGAGGCUGUUCAAGCAGCUCUAAAACUGCAAAUGUCAGAUGUUUGAUUGACACCGUCCUUAAAAAAGUUUCAGAAUGAUGUGACUGGAAAAGCGGAAUGUUGCUGGUGUGAAGGAAGGCUGUUGUGGUACUGGUCUCUCCCCCCCCCCCCCCCAAAAGAAAAAUGUUUUUACAAAACAUCAGACACAUUAUUGUAUUGUAUUUGCGAUCUAUUGCAUUUUUUAGGGUGUGUGUGGGGGGGAUUUUUAUUAUUAUUGUUAACUGGAUUUACAGUGAUCAGAUUAUACUAUGUUAGUAUUUUUGCUUUUAUUAUGCUUCUGUUUUUGAUUUUACAAAAUAUAAGAACUUCUUUUUCUCUUUUCUUUUUUUUUUUUACAGCCAGUCUGCAAAAGAGUUUUUAAUUUUGCUUCAUUUGGUUACAGUUUUCCUCACUUUUUUGUGGGCUCACCACCACCUUGAAGAAACCAAAAAAGAAAAAGAAAAAAACGUAUUUACCAAAGCGCAUGUGUCCAAAAAUGCUGGAAGAACACAAAGACAAUGAAACUGGAAUAAUGUCUGUUGGUGAGCAAGAAGUGGGAUCAUAGAAAAACUUGACUGGAUAUUGUUAUUACAAUAAUAAGAAUACAUUAGUAUUAUCAUGUUAUUUAAUUAUGCUUUCUUUCCAUGAGGCUCAUUACUCUUGUUGACAUGAUUUUUAUUUUUGGUUAUCCUGGACUGCCAACAUGGGUUAAGUUGUGUGCCUUUGGUAUCUUCCAUGUACUUUUUUUUUUUUUGAUCAUGCAAAUGAUUAUCAACGUGGUUUUAUACUUGUAUUUAUUGGUGAUCAAGCCAUUUCCAGUUAUGCUUUUUAGCCUGUUUUGGGAAACUGUGUACGUUUUGAGUCAGCAUCAUCUCAUUAUGAAGGCAACAAAUCGAAUUCAACUGUGCCAACUCAUGUAAAGUGUCUUCUUCUUUUUUUUUUUUUUUGGGCGGCCAGCGUUCAGCACAAUCUCUGCAGUGCUGUAACAACAAAUCAAUAAACAGAUCUGGAACGACAUUA
Molecule: messenger RNA, 6240 nt
Organism: Hippocampus zosterae (dwarf seahorse)
Lineage: Eukaryota; Metazoa; Chordata; Actinopteri; Syngnathiformes; Syngnathidae
Gene: nuak1b
Product: NUAK family, SNF1-like kinase, 1b
Exons: 7
Coding region: 670-2616 (648 amino acids)
Biological process (GO): microtubule cytoskeleton organization; intracellular signal transduction; protein phosphorylation
Cellular component (GO): cytoplasm
Molecular function (GO): ATP binding; protein serine/threonine kinase activity; tau-protein kinase activity
Source: RefSeq, a predicted model, not a curated record